ACUUUCUAUUAGGAAUCUACAGGGUAUGUAGUUUUAUUUUGUACCCUCAAAAGCAAGAAAUUUUCAGGCCAAAGUUGAAGUAGAUUUGAGGCUAAUAUACACCAAAUUAGUCAUGGGCAAUUGCAUGGAGACAUGCACUUUGAGGAAACAAGAUGCAAUGAGGAUGCAGAAGAAGCAGCAGCAAAAGCAAGAAGAAGACACAAAAACUAGAUCAAGUGGAUUUGUGAAGAUAAAUGACAGUAAAGGGAAAAAUGGUCUGAGGAUGAAAAUUGUGCUGACAAAAGAGGAGCUCAAAUGGUUGAUGCUUCAACUGAAUGAGAAAGGAGGGAUGAAGCUGGAGAAAGUGCUGGGAGAGAUAGAGAGAGGCAGAGAAAUCAAAGUUGAGGGAUCAUGGAAGCCUUCUUUAGAGAGUAUAGUGGAGGCUCCUGAAUUGCCUGACAUGGACAGAUGAUUUUCUCAGGCACAAUUUCUUCUCUUUUUGUCAGCUUAGCAUGUUUGGAUUAGUUUCUCUUUGAUGAGAAGCAAUUAUAAAACUCAGAAGCUAUUCACAUAGAGUUUGUCUUCAGGAUCAAUUGUAGAAAACUUUCCAAACAUGCACUCUACUCUUUUUUUUUGUAAUCAGUAGUGAGACCAACAUUUGUAAAUCUUAAUUAUGGAGAGAAGUUGAGGUAAUGAGAAGCAUCCAAGUUCUUCUUCCA
Messenger RNA from Lotus japonicus, 698 nucleotides. RefSeq lists its product as uncharacterized. The transcript has a single exon. NCBI's taxonomy places the organism in Eukaryota, Viridiplantae, Streptophyta, Magnoliopsida, Fabales, Fabaceae. Bases 113 to 451 code for a protein of 112 amino acids. The record is from RefSeq and is a predicted model, not a curated record.